ACCCAAAAUGUCGUUCAAUAUCUUUUUCGACUAAACACGUUUAAAUAGCAUGAAUUUUUCAUAAAAAUAUGGCAAAUUUUCGAAGGCCUGAGUAUUCUGGUCCGGCUUACCUGUUUUAUAAUGAAAAAGAAUCCCGUAAAUAUACGAACAAUUCACGAAUGAUACAAAUACAAUCAGAAAUGAGUGAACGAGCUAUUGAACUCCUAGCUAUCCCAGAGAAUGAUAAAUAUUUUAUUUUGGAUUUAGGUUGUGGUUCAGGUUUGAGUGGAAAUUGUAUUUCAGAAGCAGACCACAUGUGGAUAGGAAUGGAUAUAAGCACAUCUAUGUUAGAUAUUGCCAUUGAAAGAGAAGUGGAGGGAGAUUUAAUACUAUCAGAUUUAGGCCAAGGUAUUCCCUUUAGACCUGGUUCAUUUGAUGCUGCUAUAAGCAUAUCCGCCUUACAAUGGUUGUGCUCUGCUGACAAUAGACAACAAUCGAUACCUAAAAGACUAUACAAAUUCUUUGUCACUUUGUAUUCUUCAUUGAGACGUAAUGCACGAGCCAUUUUUCAAAUUUAUCCUGACUGUGAUGCACAGAUAGAGUUAAUAACGAAACAAGCUAUGCGAGCCGGUUUUACAGGUGGAUUAGUUAUCGAUUUCCCUAAUAGCUCUAAGGCCAAAAAGAUAUAUUUAUGCCUUUUUGCUGGGAUUAAUUUAAACUUUACGCUACCCAAACCAAAACUCGUAAACGAAAAAAUUUAUAAAAAGCUUCAAAAUAUUGAUAGCGAUUCCGAUGAAAUGAUGUCUGAAGAUAAUGAAAAUACAUCUAUGGAGGAUGAAGAGAAUGCUAGCGAUAAUUUUGAUAAUGACGAGGAUAUUGAGAAAGGGCCUCAAACAAUAAAUAAAAAUGCUUCACAAAUUCAAAAUUCGUCAAAAUCAUCAAAAUGCUACCUCAGUAAUAAACGCAAAUCAAAAAACGUUCUUAAAUCAAAAAAGGGAAGAAAAUGGAUUAUGCAAAAAAAAGAAACCUGGAAAAGAAGAGGAAAAAAAGUAGCGCAUGAUUCAAAAUACACAGGCCGAAAAAGAAAAAUGAAAUUUUAAAUUUGAAAAAAUUGAUGCAUAUGAAGGAAAUAAAUGAAUUGUUCUCAAGAAAACAAAAUUUUUACAAUGUUUUAAUUUUUUAA
Gordionus sp. m RMFG-2023 is the source of this 1162-nucleotide messenger RNA. RefSeq names its product probable 18S rRNA (guanine-N(7))-methyltransferase. Lineage: Eukaryota; Metazoa; Nematomorpha; Gordioida; Chordodea; Parachordodidae. Gene Ontology annotation, biological process: rRNA (guanine-N7)-methylation. Gene Ontology annotation, molecular function: rRNA (guanine) methyltransferase activity. Gene Ontology annotation, cellular component: nucleolus. The coding region runs from base 69 to 1079 and encodes 336 amino acids. The transcript has 12 exons. The record is from RefSeq and is a predicted model, not a curated record.